Molecule: messenger RNA, 1753 nt
Organism: Archocentrus centrarchus (flier cichlid)
Lineage: Eukaryota; Metazoa; Chordata; Actinopteri; Cichliformes; Cichlidae
Product: cannabinoid receptor type 1B-like
Exons: 2
Coding region: 323-1753 (476 amino acids)
Biological process (GO): G protein-coupled receptor signaling pathway
Cellular component (GO): membrane
Molecular function (GO): cannabinoid receptor activity
Source: RefSeq, a predicted model, not a curated record
UUGGCUUUACUGUAUGUUUGACAUUAGCAGUAUCUGUGGAGUCAACGAGGGGUUAUUUCCCCCAGUAUAUCAUCAAAACAAUAACAACAACAAAGAGAAUUUCACUCUUGCUUCCAGUUUUUUUUUUUCUUCAGUUACUUUAAAUGUUGGUGAGGAGUGAAGGCGGGAACACCAGACUGGUUUACUCCCAGUGUAAUUGAAUUAUUUUUUAGCGUCAUGGAUCGGCACAGGAUAUUUGUAGCGAGAAUAUCAAGAUGUCCUCUACUACACUUCUAAUACACCACAUACCUCUCCACUGAGCAUCUCUACAGACUCAAAAGCCAUGAAGCUGGCUUUGCACAGGAUAGCAGGCACCACAGUGAGCACCUUAACAACAGGUGUCCAGUAUUUUGGCUCCAAUGAUGCCACCUACGAUGACCCCUCUGUUGACUCGAGGCUGAUCAAGAAUGGAUUCCACUAUGAGAAAACUCACUCUGCUCCAAUCAGCAGCUCCCUUACCGGGGUUGUGUCUGGUAAUAAGGAGGUCAUUUUAAGCGCCCUCUCUCCUAUUUUUCCCACCAAUGUCUCAGACGUAAUGCUGGGUAAUGCUACCUCUGUGGAGAGUGGAGGAGCAGUACAAUGUGCUGAGAACUUAGCAGACAAUAUGGAGUGUUUUAUGAUUCUCACUCCUGGUCAGCAGCUCGCAGUUGCCAUCUUGGCACUCACUCUGGGUACAUUUACAGUGCUAGAGAACCUCGUGGUGCUGUGUGUGAUUCUGCACUCCCAGACGCUUCGAUCUCGGCCUUCCUACCACUUCAUAGGCAGCCUGGCUGUGGCUGAUCUAAUUGGAAGCAUCAUUUUUGUUUACAGUUUCCUGGACUUCCAUGUUCUCCACCGAAAGGACAGUCCCAACAUUUUCCUCUUCAAGCUAGCUGGGGUUAUUGCCUCCUUCACUGCCUCUGUUGGCAGUUUGUUCCUCACUGCAAUUGACCGCUACAUCUCCAUCCACAGGCCUAUGGCGUACAAGCGAAUCAUCACAAAGACUAAAGCUGUCAUUGCCUUCAGUAUGAUGUGGACCAUCUCCAUCGUCAUCUCACUGCUGCCGCUGCUGGGCUGGAACUGCAAGCGUCUGGGGACAGUCUGCUCUGACAUUUUCCCUCUAAUUGACCAGAAGUACCUGAUGUUCUGGAUUGGGAUGACAAGCAUUUUGCUCUUAUUCAUCAUCUACGCCUACAUGUUUAUCCUCUGGAAGUCUCAUCACCACGCUGUCCGCAUGCUAAGCCGCACCUCUCAGAGAAGUGUGAUUGUCUACACCGCAGAGGGAGCUAAAGUGCAGACGGUGAGGCCUGACCAAGCACGGAUGGACCUCCGUCUGGCUAAAACCUUGGUCUUGAUCCUGGUGGCCCUCAUCAUCUGCUGGGGCCCACUUCUAGCCAUCAUGGUUUAUGACCUCUUUGGGAAGGUGAACGACUUCAUCAAGACCAUUUUUGCCUUUUGCAGUAUGCUCUGCCUGCUCAACUCCACCGUGAACCCUGUGAUCUACGCCAUGAGGAGCAAGGACCUGCGCAGGGCCUUCCUCAACAUCUGCCACAUGUGCCGGGGAGCAACGCAGACUCUGGACAGCAGCGGUGAGAGUGACUGGAACAUCAAGAGUGUGAGAACCACAGCUGGCAGGGCGGGGACAGAUGGAGGAAACCAUGCAAAGACUCGAGUAAAAGUUGCUCAAGUUAAAGUUUCUGGAGGGACUGACACUUCUGCUGCAGAGCCGGUCUAA